Desarmillaria tabescens is the source of this 1014-nucleotide messenger RNA. RefSeq lists its product as uncharacterized. The record is from RefSeq and is a predicted model, not a curated record. The coding region runs from base 1 to 1014 and encodes 337 amino acids. NCBI's taxonomy places the organism in Eukaryota, Fungi, Basidiomycota, Agaricomycetes, Agaricales, Physalacriaceae. The transcript has 6 exons.
AUGCCUCCUCGUCGUGCUCCACUCCCUGAAGGUAUUGAGCAGAACAACGCAACAAAACAGGUUCGAUGCCUGCUUUGCUACGAAUUUGAUCCAUUUGGUGCGGGCAGGUGGAUGGCACCCAAGUCUCUCAAGAACCACCUCAAAUCCACGAAACACGACUCAAACCGAAUUCGCAAUGAUACUCAAGUACAGCAACAGGCCAUUCAGAACCAGAAACUUGCGAACACAUAUCAAGAUGGGACAGUAACCUUCGAAACGCCUGCAACUGAUGUUCAUCUCAAUUCAAGGACAAGAAUGUUCACCGAGGAUGAGGACACGAGGAUGGCUGAUGACCUUGCUGAUGAUUCUUGGAUGCAACAGCCUCUCAUACCGAUAUCGAUCCCAGAACAUCUCUCCUUUGAUCCUGAGGAAGAGCGCAAUUGCCUGCAUCAACAGUAUAUUAUGAUGCUUGAGGAGGCUAUACUUGGAAGCGAGGACAAUAACUUUGAUGAGUCUGAUGAGACUACAGCCUUUUUGGCAGAUGAAUUCCGUGCUGUGGACCUCGAACCUUCUUCAGAUGAGGAAGACAUUGCUAAUUAUUUCAACGGAACAUCCACGAGUAAAGACUGGUCACCCUACCCUAAUAAAACUAUGGCGCUUCUUGAUAUUCUCGACAAUCUUCCUCGUCUACGCCUUUCUACCAGUCACAUGCAAAUGAUUCUUUGGUUGUUGCGGGAAGUUGGUGCAGCAGAUGUCUCUUCAUAUCAGGCUCUGCGUAAACUGCAGGCUGGUCUACGUGAACAAUGCGGCAGUUCUCCCAAGGCUUACAAGUCCGGGCUUGGAAAUCACUUUUAUGUGAAUGAUGUUCGAGAUUCUAUUGCAAGAGAUUUCUCUAAUCCUGAGGUCGCAAAACAUCUCCAGUUCUAUCCGGAAGAAACUGGAGGCACUGUUUCUGAGGUUUGGCAAGCAGAACAUCGUGUUAGGAUCGCUACUCGCACUUCGGUAGACGAUGCUCUAACAGGCCAAAGGCGAUGA